GUGGGUGCGCGUUGCCGGGCAGUCAGCUGGCCGCGGGGCGAUAAGAGGGCGGGCGGCGCGGGGCGGCGGCGCUCGGUGCUCGCUCGUAUCCUGCUGCCCUCGGGAGGGAGACAGGGAAAGAGCGGGAGAAAAGAAGAGACGCCCGCUCCGCCAUGGCCGAGACGAUCGCCGACACCCGGCGGCUGAUCAGCAAGCCGCAGAACCUGAACGACGCCUACGGGCCGCCCAGCAACUUCUUGGAGAUCGACGUUGGCAACCCCCAGACGGUGGGGGUGGGCCGCGGCCGCUUCACCACCUACGAGAUCCGCGUCAAGACAAAUCUACCUAUCUUCAAAUUGAAAGAAUCUACAGUCAGAAGAAGGUACAGUGACUUUGAAUGGCUAAGGAAUGAACUAGAAAGAGAAAGCAAGGUUGUGGUACCACCUCUACCAGGAAAAGCUCUUCUCCGUCAGCUCCCCUUCCGAGGAGACGAUGGCAUAUUUGAUGAUUCCUUUAUAGAGGAAAGGAAGCAGGCUCUUGAACAAUUCAUAAACAAGGUUGCAGGCCACCCACUGGCACAGAACGAGCGCUGUCUUCACAUGUUCUUGCAAGAUGAAGUAAUAGACAAAAACUACACACCAUCCAAAAUAAGACAUACUUGAGUUCCGAAACAGUCUUCUCAAACAUUAGUGGUUCUUAUGCUUGGUUUUAAGAGGUUGUAGUUUGUCUUAGCAUGCUGAGGAUAAACAGGCACGAAGUCUCCACUAACAUCAGUACACUGCUUGGGCUUUUGCAUAUGCUUUAUAGCAUUAAAGAACUCACUUGUCUUCUAGCUAAAUCCCUCUGACUCCUUGAUUUAAGAGUAUUAUACUAUGAGACCAUCCACCCCUUGCAAUGUCUCACAGACCUUUCCACUCUUAUUUGCAAUGACUUAACAAUGUUUACUGACUUGGCCUUACUUGAACUUGCACAGUUGUAGUGUCACGUGUUCACUUGUAUUUGACUAAACUGCUAUGCUGUUUCUGAGGUAGUAAUCUGUCUGAACUUCUGUAGAAAGAUUGCUUUAUUUCUGAUACCCUGUGUGAGAAACACUUAUGCAAUUGUCUUCAAGCUUGUAAAAACACUUUAUACUGAAGUAAUGAGGGAAUUAUCUUUAUAUUCUGUAAGAGGGAAAAAAAAUCAAAUUUAUAUACUAAAGUAACUUGUCUAAAGUUUUGAAAUAAAAGUGAAAAUGCACUUCAAAUGUUUUGUCACUCUUGACCUUGAGUGUGGGGUAUCUCAUGCUUUCUGAGAAGCAGGGACUUGACUAUACUAAGUGAACCGGUGUUUCAGCCUUGCUGUGAUGCUCUUCAAUGUAGUCUUGUGUUACUAACAACCACUAAAUACCCCUAGGUGCUGGCACUCACUGAUCAAGUGGUUUGGGAAAAGAGUACCUUUCUACUUGUUAUGAGAAGCCUCAAUCUAGCUUCGACUAGCAAGUGAAAAUUAUACCGUCCUACAGAGAAAGGAAUGUUGACAUAACCAAUUAGAUUAAAGUAGCUCUGCUCUACAAAUACAAUUAUGGAGAUGAAAUUGUACAAGCCAGCUCUGAGAUGUGAUUGUAGACCACUUCCCUGAACACUAAAGGAAGGGGAAGCUGUAGCAUUGUGCUUGUAUGACCACAGGUGAAAUGCAGGUGGUUGGUGCCUGAACUGCAGUUCACAAGCAACGCUGCUGAAGUCAUCUUUCUCACUAGAUGCCUCUAUGGCUGGAGGAGCUUCCAUAGUGCUUCCAGACAUGACAUUGGAGUUUCCUAUCCACAUGCUCUUGAAAACAGAUCCAAGAACACUCUAGUAGCAAUCUGAUACAGUGUUUUGUGCUAUUUGGUAACAAGCUUAGGCUUGGCUCUGCUUUUCUUUCCUUCUUAUAAUACUACUUAUCACUGCUGAGAACGUCCUGCGGACUUACUAGCAAAGUUAUUAGUUUCCUUUAAAUAAGACUAUUAACUUCAGUCAUGGAAAUCUGGAUGUAGAAGAGCGAGCUGACAAAAGUGGUGGCUGACUGGAUUAUAUGUAGUACUAGUGACUAGCUCAAAUAAUCGCUCUUUCCCCCUCAUACUUAACAAAAACUGUGUUGAAUCUUUCCAACAGUCCUAAUAAUGAAACCAGGGACCAAAACUGACACAGUCCACUUGCAGCCUAGAGCUGUCUAGCUUUUCAAGAAGUUUUUGAUGAUGUAAAAUCAAUUCUAAAAUUCCAUGUGCUUGCUGAAUCACACUUAAAAUUUGAGUUACUCUUGGAAAUGGGGGAAGAAGGGCUAAAUGUAUAUGAAGUUUUAUUAUUUAGGUUUACAUACGUAGUAAAGUGUUUUUUCUCAAAUGUUCUUUUCUGAGAGAAGCUUCUUUCAGAAAUCAAAGUAAAUGCCCCAUCUUAUCCUUAAAAGAUGACACAAUCUGUAUCAUCGGCUGUGGAAAUAAAAGAGUUAAGCUGAAGAGGGAGAAGCUGUGUGCUUGAUGUCAAAGUAUUCCUAGUUCCGAGGUGAGGACUUGGAGAUUGACAGGGCAUCUGCACUGGACUCUGGGAUUUUGCCUGGGCUUCCAUCCUUCAAGGCUAACUGGAGACCCUAAUUCUAGUGUAGUGUAACUGGUUCUGUGUCUGUGCAAUCUGCAGUACUGGGAGGAAGACAUGGCCUGAGAUCAGCUGUGCCUAAACCACAGGGAUCUGGGCAUUGUUCCCAGCUGGUGAGUCUGCUUUGCAGCUGGGCUAGGUUCCUGCAGGUAAGAGGAUGAGAUAUGGAUGUGCACUCAUUGCUCUCCCUGCUCUGCAACUGGGAGAAAGCCAGUACACUCCGUUGCCUCCUCUAGCCUGGGUGAUGUAGGGAGUAGGACUACAGUGCACUGCAGAAUACGGUUGCCUUGCAGCAUGAGUGCAGUUCGUGUUUAUUGCUGCUCCGGGACAGCAGCAUGAAUCUUAUUGAAAUUAGUGUUCUGUCAUGGGUUCUGCACAGCACUGGGUUCAACUGUUUUAGCUCAUAAACUGAAUUGUCGCAGAGUGGAGAGCCGCAAUUGAUUUUCUGCCCUGUCUAGUUCUUUUUAGUGUGGAGAGCAAAAAAUGGUUGAAGGUUUUUACAGGUACAGUAAGAAAACUUCAUAAAGUGUUUGUUGGUUUCUUUCUAAGAAUGUGCUAGGCCUUGUGGUAAAUGCAUUCUCAAGUGCCCCAUGCUGGUUUGUAUAGAAGAUGAUUCAAAGUCCUGUAGUCCAUACUUUGUCUCACCUGACUCAUUAAAAGGCUGGUCUCAGAUACUUUAUGGGCCUGGCUGUCUUGGAAAGGGCAGAAUGUGAGACCUAGCAAACUGCACCAAUGGGAGAGAGAUGGGGUGGAAACUCUGAUCUCUGAAACACGUGAGAUUUUUGUGGAGUCUUUUGUUUUUUUGGAGUCAACGGAGCUAGGGUUUCACUUGUGACCCUUGACGCUGGAAACCAAGGAGCCAUUGAUAUACACUACAUUUUAGCCUGUCAUUUUAGCCUGCGUGGCUCUUUGGUCACUCAUUGCCACAUGAAUACUGUGUUAUAUUUCCAUUCUCCUAUUGCCAGCUUGUUCCUGUGCAUUGGGAGUUGCUUAAGUCUUUCUUUGGUGUGAUUACACAAUUGGACGCCUUAAUAAAACCUCAGAAUGUUUUUAAUUGAA
This is a messenger RNA of Chroicocephalus ridibundus (black-headed gull), 3644 nucleotides long. RefSeq names its product sorting nexin 3 (gene SNX3). The coding region runs from base 153 to 641 and encodes 162 amino acids. Gene Ontology annotation, molecular function: phosphatidylinositol-3-phosphate binding. Gene Ontology annotation, biological process: late endosome to Golgi transport; endocytic recycling. Gene Ontology annotation, cellular component: early endosome membrane; retromer complex. NCBI's taxonomy places the organism in Eukaryota, Metazoa, Chordata, Aves, Charadriiformes, Laridae. The transcript has 4 exons. The record is from RefSeq and is a predicted model, not a curated record.